AUGAACUUCCUUAGAAGGAACAUCUUCAGCCGAUUUGGAGUCCCCAGAGCCCUUAUUAGUGAUGGAGGAAGCCAUUUCUGCAACAGACCAUUGGAAGCCCUCCUUAUGAGAUAUGGAGUAAAACAUAAGGUUGCCACACCUUAUCAUCCCCAAACAAGUGGGCAGAUAGAGCUGGUGUAUGGAAAGGCAUAUCACCUUCCAUUAGAGCUAGAGCACAAAGCUUUCUGGGCUCUCAAGCUACUAAAUUUUGAUAGUAAUGCUAUUGGGGAGAAAAAGAUCUUGCAACUGCAAGAAUUAGAAGAAUUCAGAUCUCAAGCAUAUGAAAAUUCCAAAAUCUACAAGGAGAAAGCUAAGAAUUUGCAUGACCAAAAGAUAGCAAGAAGAGAGUUUGUAGAAGGUCAAAAGGUGCUACUAUACAACUCAAGGCUCAAGUUCUUCCCAGGGAAGCUUAAGUCAAGGUGGUAUGGACCUUUCACCAUCCUCAAGGUGUCUCCCUAUGGUCAUGUAGAGCUUAUGGAGGACAAGACACAGAGGACUUUUACUGGAAUGGCCACGAGAGAGGAUGGAACCCACAUUGUUGAUGGCUCAAUAAGGCAAGGAGUCAAAGUGUACUUACACUUUGGAACUCAACACAUGUAG
This is a messenger RNA of Arachis duranensis, 639 nucleotides long. RefSeq lists its product as uncharacterized. The record is from RefSeq and is a predicted model, not a curated record. Gene Ontology annotation, molecular function: nucleic acid binding. Gene Ontology annotation, biological process: DNA integration. The transcript is spliced from 3 exons. Bases 1 to 639 code for a protein of 212 amino acids. NCBI's taxonomy places the organism in Eukaryota, Viridiplantae, Streptophyta, Magnoliopsida, Fabales, Fabaceae.